Molecule: messenger RNA, 3821 nt
Organism: Andrographis paniculata
Lineage: Eukaryota; Viridiplantae; Streptophyta; Magnoliopsida; Lamiales; Acanthaceae
Product: sister-chromatid cohesion protein 3
Exons: 22
Coding region: 171-3605 (1144 amino acids)
Biological process (GO): sister chromatid cohesion
Cellular component (GO): cohesin complex; nucleus; chromatin
Molecular function (GO): chromatin binding
Source: RefSeq, a predicted model, not a curated record
GACUCGGUGCGGAACUCCGAACUGUAAAAUAGCGCUCUCGUCCUUCCCUGCCCUCAUUACCGCUCUAGGCUACCAGCAGCCCAUUGAUCUGUGGCGGGAAGAUUUGCAAUCUUCAGGAGCACCUUUGCAGUCACAAUCUCUUGCCAUCUUGGUUAUCCUACCACUGCUUCAUGGAGGACGAACCGGCGGUGCCGGAGCAGACAGCUCGCCGUUCGAAAAGGGCUAGGGCUCCGGUUAGGUCUGCUGAUUUUACGCGCUCUGAUAAAAUCGAAGAUGUGUUGGAGGAAGAAAGGGAAGAAUCUUCGGAUGAUUUUCAAGAACCCCGUAGAAAAUUUAAGAAGAGCAAGGCUGCUGAAGGGGCGUCGACUUCGGCUGCAGCCGCGCGAAAGGAUGGUCCGAGUUUAAUUGAGGUUAUUAAAGGUGAAGGAAAGGAGAUCCCUGAUGCCGUGAAAAGAUGGGUUGAGCAUUAUGAAAAGAACCAAAAGGCUGCUAUGGCAGAACUCCUUACUACGCUUUUUGAGGCAUGCGGGGCAAAAUAUAAUCUUCAAGAAGAAGAUGUAGAUGAGACUGAUGUUGAUGAUGUGGUAGUUGCUCUCGUUAAUAUAGCUCGACGAGGCGAGGUUGAAGAUUAUCAGAGUGCAAAAAGGGGCUUCAAGCAUUUGAAAGAUAAUCUUGUACAUUUCUUGGAUAGUUUGGUGAGCGAAUGCCAGAGUGGACCACUCUUUGACCAGUCACUAUUUGACAAGUGUCUUGACUACAUUAUUGCCUUAUCAUGCACUCCUCCAAGAUUUUAUCGUCAGAUGGCUUCAUUGAUGGGGCUUCAACUUGUGACAUCCUUCAUCAAUGUAGCUAAAAUGCUUGGUUCACAGAGAGAGAUCACCCAGAGACAGCUGAAUGCUGAAAAGAAGAAAAGCACUGAAGGGCCUCGAGUAGAAUCACUUACUAAAAGGCUAUCAACGACGCAUGAUAAAAUAACUGCCUUGGAAGAGUUAAUGCGGAAAAUUUUUACUGGGUUGUUUGUACAUCGGUAUCGAGACAUCGAUCCAGAUAUUCGGAUGUCAUGUAUAGAGUCCCUUGGUGUGUGGGUACUAUCGUAUCCCUCCCUUUUCUUGCAGGAUUUGUACUUGAAAUAUCUUGGGUGGACAUUGAAUGACAAAAGUGCUGGUGUGAGAAAGGCCUCCAUUCUGGCAUUGCAAAAUCUUUAUGAGGUUGAUGAUAAUGUGCCAUCGCUUAACCUUUUCACUGAGAGAUUUUACAAGAGGAUGCUUGAGCUUGCUGAUGACAUUGAUAUAUCUGUGUCAGUAUGUGCAAUAGGGCUUGUAAAACAGCUAUUGAGGCUUCAACUUGUGCCUGAUGAAGAGCUAGGUUCAUUAUAUGAUUUACUAAUUGAUGAUCCACCUGAAGUUAGGCGCGCCAUUGGAGAACUAGUAUAUGAUCACUUGAUUGCUCAGAAAUUUAAUGAUUCUCAAUCCCGCUCAACAGGCAGUGAUGGUGAUCCUCCAGCAGUGCAUAUCAGUAGAAUGUUACAGAUUCUGAAAGAAUUUUCAUCAGACCCCAUCUUGAGUUCAUAUGUUAUUGAUGAUGUCUGGGAUUACAUGGGAGCCAUGAAAGAUUGGAAGUGCAUUAUUCGUAUGCUUCUGGAGGAUAAUCCAUCAACUGAGCUUGAUGAUGCAGAUGCUACAAGCCUGAUUAGGCUUCUCUUUGCAUCAGUAAGAAAGGCAGUAGGAGAAAGGAUUGUUCCUGCAACUGAUAACAGAAACCCACAUCAGACCAAAGCUCAAAAGGAGAUGAUUGAAAACAACAGGCGCCACAUCACAGUCUCAAUGAUGAAGGCCUACCCUCAGCUUCUUCGGAAGUUUAUGUCUGAUAAGGACAAAGUGGCACCUCUAGUUGAAAUUAUUAUUCACAUGAAUCUAGAGAUCUAUUCUCUCAAGAGACAAGAACAGAAUUUUAAGGCACUUCUUAAACUUAUUAGAGAGGCAUUUUUUAAGCAUGGGGAUAAGGAUACUUUGAGAUCAUGUGUGAAAGCAAUCAAAUUCUGCGCCACUGAGAGCCAAGGGGAGUUGCAAGACUUUGCCCAAAAUCAUAUCAAAGAGCUUGAAGAUGAAUUGCUUAUCAAAUUAAAAUCUGCAAUAGAAGAUGUUGUGAAUGGUGGUGACGAAUAUUCUCUGCUUGUAAACCUGAAAAGGUUGUACGAACUGCAACUGUCACACAAAGUACCUCUUGAUAUCUUGUAUCAAGAUCUUGUACACAUUCUCCAAAGUUUCAGAAACAUGGAUGAUGAGGUCAUCGCCUUUCUGCUUCUCAACAUGUUUCUUCAUGUUUCCUGGUGCCUGCACUCUGUUCUAUCCAGUGAAUCAGUCCCGGAGGCAUCUUUAUCUUCCCUGCUUAGCAAGCGUGAUUCUCUACUAGAACAGCUUGAGUACUUCCUUAAUAAUGCUUUGAAAAUUCAGGGGGAUAAUGUCCAUCAAAAUCAGCUGGCAUAUAGGGUAUGUGGUAUCCUUGCAGACCUGUGGUGCUUGUUCAAAAAGUCCAAAUUUGCCUUGACGAAGUUGGAAAUAUUAGGGUUCUCCCCAGAUAAAUCUUUUGUUGACAAGUACUGGAAAAUGUGUGAGCAACUGCUACAUGUUUCAGAUGAUGCUGAAGAAGAUGAAGGAAAUAGAGAAUACAUUGAGGAGACAAAUGCGGAUUCUGUCAUGUUUGGUUUAGCUAAAUUAGUGGCUACCGAUACAGUUCCUAAGGAGCGUCUUGCCCCUGAAAUACUUUCCCAUGUGGAAAAGUAUGGUGCCAGCGUUGGUGAGAUUGUGAAGCACCUACUUACUGCGUUAAAGAAGAAGGGAGACAUUUCACAUAUUAUCUUGGAAGCGCUGAAAAGGGCCUACCAAAAGUAUCUUGAAGUACUUUCAGCUGGUAAUGAGAAGUCACGGUUGACCAAGGCAUUUCAGGAAUGCAGAGAUCUUUCUGUUCGGCUGGCAGGAUCAUAUGUUGGAGUUGCUAGAAACAAAUAUAAAGCUGAAAUUUUGAAUACUGUUAAAGGGGGUAUCAACUAUGCAUUUACACAGGCUCCGAAGCACCUGUCUUUUCUGGAUGGUGCAGUGCUGCAUUUUGUCUCCAAGCUUCCGGCACCUGACAUUCUUGAGAUAAUAAGAGGGGUUGAGAGAAGAACUGAAAAUGUGAAGACUGAUCAAGAUCCCAGCGGAUGGCGUCCAUACCACACAUUUUUAGAUACACUUAGAGAGAAAUAUCUUAAGAAUGAUGGUGUAAAUGAUAAAGUUGCAGAUGGUAAAGAAGGUGCAUCCGUGAAGCGUGGUCGUGGUCGACCACGCAAACAUCACACUCUGCAAGGUAAAAGGCUUUUUGAUGAGCAAAGCUUGAGCGAAGAGGAAGAUUCGAUUGAUGGAUCCGACCAAGAUGCUGGGGCUGAAGACAAGCAAAACGACGACGACGAUGAAGAAGAUGCCCCUUUGAUACAUACACUUAGAGCAUCUAAACUGAGAUCUUUAAAAGUUUCCAAGGAUGACAAAAGGGACCCUAAAAAAAUCACGGACUCGGGUCGAGCCACCGAGGAGUUGGCUACCCCAAAAACAUCAGGUGCUUCCAGUUAGGCUCUGAAAUCCAACUGUUUAUUAUUCGUAAUAACAUAUAUAUAUAUAUGGUGUGUAAAUGAGCAGAGCAGAGCAGAGCAGAAGUGGACGUUUUAUGCUUAUUAUUUGUAGUGUUGCUGUUCUCUCUCUGUAAGUCGGCAUUUUAAAGAGUAUCAACUAAAUUCUGUUAAGACUCGUUCGUUGCCUCUCUUGUCUUGUAUCUCACCAAAUUGCUUA